AUGUGGACACUUAAAAAUUUCAAGAAACUUUUAGAAAAUAAUUCAGUAAACACUGCCUCGGACCUUUCUGUCUUUGUAAGGACAGGAGUACUGCCCAGUAAAAAGGAGCCGAUUUUACCUACUUGGGCGAUUGUCUUAAUUGCCAUCGGAUGUUCUCUGCUCAUUCUUGGGCUGAUCUAUAUCAUUCUAUGGAAGACUGGGUUCUUUGUUAGAAAAUACAAAGAGGAAAUGAAAGCUCGUAAGACGAACCCCGGGGAGCAUGUGUUUGAUAACCUGGCGAACGAAUGCGCAAAUGAGAAGGACCAAGCCGUUGAAAAUCCUAUGGAUACUAACAUUACAACUAACGAAGAAACUCCAACUGAAAGGAGAUACAAAGCAGCAGAUCAGCCUCAAACAUCAAAUCGGAGUGACUUAGUCAUUAGUGGAUUAAAACAAUUAGAGGCAGAAUUUGACGAACUUGAGUCACAUCUGUAUGACAAUUCUGAUUCACAAAUGGAAUCUUCAGACUACGUUCGUUUACACGAAGAAAGAAAUCCACACGGUUACUCCAAACUUGAUAAUGGAGGUGCUAGGACUGAGUUUUCUGAUUGUGCUCAGAUAAACCAUGUUAGUGAAAACCCAACCGAUCGUGAUCUUUUAGACGAUUCGUCACCACUGGAGAUCACCAGUCUUUGAAAAACCAAAGAAACAAAUGGUGAAAUAUAUUUUAGCAAUUUAGUGCUUCAUCAGCUAUGUAAUAAUCACUAUAAAAAAUUUUUUGGCAAGCAGUGCAUUUAUAACAAAUGCUUAUUGAAUAAGUUUUUAAGUAUGCUUCACAAAUGGAUUAAAUGUCUUCCGAACAAAUUUCUAUUAACCAAUUUAGUUUGUUUUAUUUUGUUUAAAAUAUUUAUUUUGGAUUAUUACACAUUUAUACAUCUACAGAAUGACGGCAAUUUUUCACUGACAUUGAGGCAUUUAAAUCUCGGAACACGAGUUCAGUACGUGGAAUUUUCAUUGCUAAGAUCUAACUAUUAAUGAAACUGAUAAAUGAAUAUAAAUUGUUUCCUUUAGAGAUGUAAUACUAAUAACCCCACAAUUUUAAUGUAUAUCGUUGUACAAAAUUUUCAUUGCUACUCCCACCCUUCUUCAAAGAAGCAAGAGUCUGAUAUUCAGGGAACAAGUCUAUUGAUAUUAAAACUUUAACUCACCCCCCUAAAUAAAGACACCAUCUUUUUUAAAUAGCAUUAACUCUCAAACCGAGUAAAAGAAUUUCUGUAUGAAGCAUUUAUGCACUGUUCAAGUAUAUUCAUAAACAUUUUAACACAAAAAAUAGU
Messenger RNA from Saccostrea echinata, 1313 nucleotides. RefSeq lists its product as uncharacterized. The coding region runs from base 1 to 675 and encodes 224 amino acids. The transcript is spliced from 3 exons. Lineage: Eukaryota; Metazoa; Mollusca; Bivalvia; Ostreida; Ostreidae. The record is from RefSeq and is a predicted model, not a curated record.